AUGAACACGAAAAUUUUCAAGAUCGUUACCAAUUCUAGUAAUAACAAUGACAACAAGAAAGCUUCAAAACUUUCUCGAUUUCGAUCACAUUCUCGUAUUGUUCAAAAUUUUGUUCUUGUUUGGCUAGAUCCAAAUAUUGAUGGUAAACUUAAUGAUGAACAUCGUGAAAUUGUCAAUCAAGUACGAUCUAUUGUUAGUAACGUUAAAAUAUAUAGUGAUGUCGAUAAAUGUGCUAAUUUUCUGGAUAAAAUAAAAAAUGAAAAAGUUUUCAUGAUUGUAUCCGGUGCUCUUGGUCAACAUGCUUUACCUCGUAUUCAUCAUAUACCAAAACUCGAUUCAAUUUAUGUCUUUUGUGGACUAAGAUCGCACCAUGAACCAUGGGCCCAAAAGUGGACAAAAAUCAAAGGUGUUUUUACACAAAUUACACCUAUCUGCGAUUCGUUAAAACAAACUAUACAAAAAUUUGAACAAAAUUUUCUUUCUCUAAGCUUUGUUACACCAUCGAAUGUAUCGGAUCAAAAUCUUGAUCAACUCGAUCAAUCAUUUAUGUAUACACAAAUACUUAAAGAGAUUUUACUUGAAAUUAAAUACAAUGAUCAAUCCGUUAAAGAUUUAGUUUGCUAUUGUAACGAGCAACAUGGUAGCAACGAGGAAGAAUUAGAUUUCAUUAAAAAAUUUGCCGAAGAUUAUAGUAAGCAUUCGCCUGUUUAUUGGUAUACUCAUCCGGGUUUUAUUCAUUCUAUGGUCAAUCAAGCUUUGCGUACUCAUGAGGUCGAUACAAUUAUUAAAAUGGGCUUUUUCAUUCAAGAUCUACAUGAAGAAAUCAACAAACUUCAUACGAAACAAGCGAACAAUCAAGAUAAACAAUCGUUUGUUGUUUAUCGUGGUCAAGGUUUGUCCAAGGAAGAAUUUGAAACUUUACUCAAAGCAAAAGGAGGACUCGUGUCGUUCAAUAGUUUUUUAUCAACUAGUAAAAAUCGAGAAGUAUCGUUAGAAUUCGCGCAAGAUGCAUUAAAUGAUCUUGAACUAGUCGGUGUUCUUUUCAAAAUGGUGAUUGACCCAUCUGAAUUGGCCACUCCUUAUGCAUUUAUCGAUGAUGAUAGCUAUUUUAGAAACGAAGAAGAAGUUCUAUUUUCAAUGCAUACUGUUUUUCGCAUUGGUGAAAUUAAACAGAUUCAAAAAACGAAUCGGCUCUACCAAGUUAUACUGACAUUAACUAAUAGUCGAAAUAAACAAUUGAGUGCUCUCACUGAAUUAUUUCGAGAUGAAACUCGAGGAUCAACAGGAUGGCAUCGAUUGGGCAUGUUACUGAUUAAAUUAGGCAAAUUUGACAAGGCCGAACAAGUCUAUAGAGCAGUGUUCGGCCUCAACACAGAUGACAACGAAAAGGCUCUGCUUUGUCAUCAACUUGGAUUAAUCAAGCGUAAUCAAGGGGAAUACUCAGAGGCACUUUCAUUGUAUAAACAAACUCUUGAUAUUUAUCAAAAGAUUCGAUCAUCUGAUGAUCUCGAUUUAGCUACUACGUAUAAUAAUAUUGGUCAAGUAUAUUAUAAUGUGGGCGACUAUACAGAAGCGCUUUCAUAUUAUGAAAAAUCUCUAGAAAUCUACAAACAGAAUUUAUCUGAAGACCACCCUACGUUAGCAAUAUUUUACAACAACAUCGGUUUGGUAUAUAAAAAUAUGGGCGAUUAUACUCGUGCUCUUAAGUCUCAUCAGAAAGCACUUGAAAUUGAAGAAAAUAUGCUUCCUGUAAAUCAUCCGACUCUGGCAACAUCCUAUAAAAAUAUUGGUUUAAUAUAUUAUAAUCUGGGAGAAUAUAUCAAAGCACUUUCAUUUCAUGAAAAAGCAUGUGACAUUGAACACAAGACAAUACCUGCAAAUCAUCCAUCGUUAGCUAUUUCAUAUAAUAACAUCGGUUUGGUUUAUGAUAAUAUGGGUGAAUACAGUAAAGCACUUUCAUUCUAUGAGAAAGCACUCGCAAUUUAUCAAGAAAUUCUUUCUGAAAAUCAUCCUGACUUCGCUAUGUGUUACAACAACAUCGGUUCAGUGUAUAAAAAUAUGGGUGAAUAUUCAAAAGCACUUGUUUUUUACAAGAGAGCAUUAGAUAUUGAAGAAAAAAUACUUACAUCAAAUCAUCCUUCGUUGGCUAUUUCCUACAGUAAUAUUGGCAAUGUCUACGACCACAUAGGUGAACACACGACAGCACUUUCAUCGCAUGAGAAAGCACUUGAAAUCUGUAAAAAAACACUUUCAUCGAAACAUCCUCUAUUAGCAAUGUCCUACAAUAAUAUCGGUUCGGUAUACGGCAACAUGGGCGAUUACAAGACUGCUCUUACAUAUUAUAAAAACUCAAUUGAAAUCGAGCAAGAAAUUCUGCCCUCUAAUCAUCCCGAUUUGGCUACAUCCUACAAUAAUAUCGGGUUAGUAUACGACAAUUUAGACGAGUAUACGGAGGCACUUGUUUCUCAUCAAAAAGCACUAGAAAUCUACGAGAAAUCUCUACCUUCGAAUCAUCCAAAUCUGGCAAAUUCCUAUAACAAUAUUGGUCUAGCUCAUCAGAAAACUCAGGAAUAUUCCAAGGCGCUUGUUUUCUAUCAAAAAGCAUUGGAAAUUCGUCAAAAAACAUUACCAUCGAAUCAUGCCGAUUUGAUUGUUUGUUAUGCAAACAUCAGUAAACUAUAUGAAAUCAUGGGUGAAUAUUCACGAGCACUUUCCUAUUACGAACAGUUCGUUCAAGCAAGAGAUAAAAAAGAUCCAUCAGAUCAUUCAACACCGACAGACGCAUAUAUCAAUAUCGAUCGAAUCACUGAUAGAAAAGAAGAGACGUUGGAAACACAUUUGCCAUCGAAGUCCAUUAGGAUAAUUAAUAAAGAAAAAUUACAUGGAAAACUACCAUGUCGAUCAACUUUGCGGAAAAAAUCUAUAAUACUUAAGAAAGAAGUUGUAAUUUUCAAUUGUAAAUAA
Messenger RNA from Rotaria socialis, 2964 nucleotides. The record is from the annotation of a GenBank genome assembly. NCBI's taxonomy places the organism in Eukaryota, Metazoa, Rotifera, Eurotatoria, Philodinida, Philodinidae.